ACAUCCCUGACGCCAUGGCGCAUACAGCGCUGACAUUCGAAGUGCGCUUCGUGAAUAUCUUCCCAUUCAAGUGCGUGUAGCCUGUCUUUUAGUACAAAGGACUCGUCGUUGCCUUCAUGGCGCAAGCGGCGCUGACGGCUAGUGGUUAGUGGCUAGCGGCUAGCGGGUAGCUGCUCUGAUUAGAGAGCUCGUCCACAAAGUACCGGUCUAGCCGAGGGACGCCGCGCUGCCGUUGUGGACUCUGCAUGGCGCAAGCGGCGCUGACAGCGCUGGACACGUGGACGGCGCGGGAUUGGCGGAAGGAGGAGCGGCAGUGGCGGGAGGAGGUGCGCCGGUGGCGCGCGGAUGACGUGGCGUUCCGCGCGGAGGAGAGGCGAUUUAAAGCGGAAGAGCGCCUGUUCCGCGCUGUGAGACACAGGUGGCGGCAAGAAAUCAUGCAGCAGCGACACCUGGACAACGCGAUGCAGCUGUGGAGCCGCACCAAGGAGUGCAACAGACGGAGCGUUGAAGAGAAGGCGGAGCACAUGCGGGCCAUGGCGUGGCUGGCGGCCAUAGUGGGCGGAUUCACGAUGACAGCUCCUGUGGAGUUCACCUACAGCGACCCCGAUGCCCCCAUGGCCCUGGUCACAGCGUACGCUCUCUGCACUGCACUCGUGCCAUCGUUGAUGAUAGUGGCAGCAAUGAUUGCCGUCUUUGUCUUGGGCGCGGUCCUAAGGAUGGGAAAGCUCUUCGUGCACGAGAGGGAGGAGGAGGAGUUUCUCGCCUCUGCCCGCUGCUUUGCGCUCAACCGAGCGGUUGCCGGCAACAGGACGAUGCACACCGCCCCGCCAGCUGCCCUGAGGAGCUUCGACCGCUUCUGGGACCUCAGGUGCGAAUCAGACUGGCGGUUGACUUUCCGACUCUUCUCAGCCGGGAUCACGUUCUUCUUCCCUUUGCUCUCCACUAUGGCUUUCCUCAAGUUCUACCCCAAUGCGUGGAUCCCCUCCAUCUUCUCCUGCAUCCUCCUCUGGGGCCUCAUCCAAUGGUUCUUCCUCUUGCGAAAGUGGGGCCAGUACCUGACCUCCCCACUCCCCUCCUCCCCCUCUUCCUCCUCACACCCCCCUCCCCACACCUCUGUAGCACCGCACUCAACCCAUGCUUCCCUCCUCAUGCACGCUCCCCGCCCGGCCAUCGCCAACCACCCUAUAGACUGGCACAUACGCCCGUUGCCACUCCUCCCGCCUUCAGGGGACGACCCUGCGUCUUCCCCCACACAUAGUGGCAACUCGAGUGAUUAUGCGGCUGUGUAUUCCGAGCCUUCCCUCGUUGAUGCCUCGAGAUAUUCAUUCGAGCACGUGGAGCGUCAGGGGUAUGGUGGUGAUGAGGAAAUUGGCGCAACAAUUUGGGGGGAGGGUGGAGAAAUUGGGUUGCCUGAUGUGACGGGUGGUCAUCGCCAAUUGGAGCUUAUGCAAGUUUCAGGCUUGUUGGAGGGUGUGGUGAGAGGAGUGGAUUUUGAUGACGGUGAGGAGGAUAUAGAGUUUGUUAGAGCUUAAAAGGUGGUAUAUGAUGCGGGUUUCUAUAUUACAUAUUUGUAGUGAUAAGGGUCUGGUUUGUAGGACAUGUAAAACUUAUCGUGGCUCUUGCGAAGAGGGACUCUAGAACGAGUGUUUGGGAGGCUGGCUCAGAUCUAUUAUUAUCUGACGUGGAUCACACUUGAUGUGU
Messenger RNA from Closterium sp. NIES-67, 1701 nucleotides. Lineage: Eukaryota; Viridiplantae; Streptophyta; Zygnematophyceae; Desmidiales; Closteriaceae. The record is from the annotation of a GenBank genome assembly.